CAAGAAGAGCCCAAGAAAGACCAAGCCAGCCCAGAUCCAUCAAAUAUGACCAUAACCCCCUCAAAUACACCCUCUCCAUCACACAGCCACAACCUCCAGCAGAAGCUAUAACCAUGGCCGACGAAAUCCCAACAACCCAACCUCAACCUCAACCUCAACCUCCACCUUUGCAACAACCCGACCCCGACCCCCAACAACACCCACCACCCUCCGAAAAAGACAAACUCAUGGCUCAAGACUCCGCGGCAAAUACCCCCGGCGGUGAGUCCGCCGCUGCGACACCCAUCGCCAACACGCAGGUUCGGCCCGGGGGCGCCCCAGCCCGAGUGUACAUGAAUGAGAAGAUCGUGCCGUAUUUGUUGGAAGGGAUGAAGAGUGUGACGAAGGAGCAGCCGCCAAACCCCCUCCGCGUACUCGGCGAAUUCCUGAUCCAGAAAAGUAAUGAAGUCGAACAAGGGGUGGCUGCGAAGACACCGGAGUAAAGCUCUGUAUAUGGUACUGGGGAUCUUUUUGCUGGACGUGUCGUGUCGAUUGCGCGAUGGCGUCAUGAGCUGGAUUCGCCACUUGGCGUGUAGCCAAUGCGAUACUGCUGUACGCGGGUCUAAUCCUGGCUUUGCCGAGAAGAUAGAGGGUAUAAGAGGAAUAGGCUGCGCGGUAGCAAUUAUGGCUAUCCAUGCUGAGAUAUCGAGAGCCGAGGGCUCUUGGUUAGGACUGUGUCCUCGCGGCCUGUCCGGUUCCGGCUGGUGGUUUGCAUGGCCAUGUGGUUACGAGGUUAUGAUAUAGAUGGACAAAAUCUUGUGUGGUUGAGUUGGGCUUGGCUAUACUGUGUCUAGAUGAUAAAGCAUAUGGGUAUACUGUCUGAAACGAGGGAAAGUUACUUGCAUGUUGCCGAGCAUCGAGAUCAUAUUGUGGUACACAUCUAAAC
Aspergillus sclerotioniger CBS 115572 is the source of this 925-nucleotide messenger RNA. RefSeq names its product DPY30/SDC1 family protein. The coding region runs from base 114 to 482 and encodes 122 amino acids. NCBI's taxonomy places the organism in Eukaryota, Fungi, Ascomycota, Eurotiomycetes, Eurotiales, Aspergillaceae. The record is from RefSeq and is a predicted model, not a curated record. The transcript has 3 exons.